Nerophis lumbriciformis (worm pipefish) is the source of this 1923-nucleotide messenger RNA. The record is from RefSeq and is a predicted model, not a curated record. Lineage: Eukaryota; Metazoa; Chordata; Actinopteri; Syngnathiformes; Syngnathidae.
AUGAUGGCACCAGGCGGGAAGAAGGACAUCAAAGGCCAGUGUUGGACCGAUGAGGAGUCUGACGGGGAGAACGAACCAGAGCAGUUCCUGUACGGCAUCCAGGGGAGCUGCGCCGCUGACCUCUACCGCCAUCCUCAGCUUGAUGCAGACAUUGAGGCAGUCAAAGACAUCUACACUGACAGUGCUGUCUCCGUCAGGGAGUAUGGCAUCAUUGAUGACGUCGACAUCGAUCUUCAUAUUAAUAUCGGCUUCCUUGAUGAGGAGGUUGCGACAGCUUGGAAAGUAAUCAGAACAGAGCCCAUUAUUCUGAGACUUCGCUUUUCUCUUUCUCAGUACCUCGAUGGGCCCGAGCCAUCAGUUGAUGUGUUCCAGCCAUCCAAUAAAGAAGGAUUCAGCCUGGGCUUACAACUCAAAAAGAUCCUGAGCACAUUUACAUCCCAGCAGUGGAAGCAUCUAAGCAAUGAGUUCCUCAAGGCCCAGCAGGAGAAGAGACACAGCUGGUUCAAAGCUGGUGGAACCAUCAAGAAAUUUCGUGCCGGGCUAAGCAUCUUCUCUCCAAUCCCAAAGUCUCCAAGCUUCCCCUUGAUCCAAGACACUGUCCUGAAAGGGAAGCUGAGUGUGCCUGAACUUCGUGUGACUCGCCUCAUGAAUCGAUCAAUCUCAUGCACAAUGAAGAACCCCAAAGGGGAGCUCUUCAGCUACCCACCAAACAGCCAGACCGUUGCGGUACCGGCGGCCAGGGCCCCAGCACAGAUCACCACGAGGCAGCUGAUUGAAUUGUUUUUCUCAUCCCAGGCGGGCGGACACUGCAAAAACAUUCCCACACUGGAGUAUGGCUUUUUAGUGCAGAUAAUGAAGUACUCUGAGCAGAGGAUCCCCACCCUCAACGAGUACUGUGUGGUCUGUGAUGAGCAGCACGUCUUUCAGAAUGGAUCAAUGCUUAAGCCAGCUGUCUGUACGAGGGAGUUGUGUGUGUUCUCCUUCUACACACUGGGUGUAAUGUCAGGCGCUGCAGAGGAAGUGGCCACUGGUGCAGAGGUAGUAGAUCUCCUUGUGGCAAUGUGCCGAGCUGCACUCGAGUCUCCCCGCAAGAGCAUCAUCUUUGAGCCUUACCCUUCUGUUGUAGACCCCAAUGACCCCAAGACUUUGGCAUUUAACCCAAAGAAGAAGAAUUAUGAAAGGCUGCAAAAAGCACUGGACAGCGUCAUGUCCAUAAGGGAAAUGACCCAGGGGUCGUAUUUGGAAAUCAAGAAGCAGAUGGACAAACUGGACCCUUUGGCCCAUCCCUUGCUACAGUGGAUUAUUUCCAGUAAUAGAUCUCACAUUGUCAAGUUGCCUCUCAGUAGGCAACUGAAAUUCAUGCACACCUCCCAUCAGUUCCUGUUGCUCAGUAGCCCUCCAGCCAAGGAAGCUCGUUUCCGCACUGCCAAAAAGCUCUAUGGCAGCACCUUUGCCUUCCAUGGUUCCCAUAUAGAGAACUGGCACUCUGUUCUGAGAAAUGGACUAGUCAAUGCCUCUUAUACAAAACUGCAGCUGCACGGGGCAGCGUACGGAAAGGGCAUCUAUCUCAGCCCCAUCUCCAGCAUAUCGUUUGGAUACUCAGGAAUGGGGAAGGGACAACACCGCAUGCCCACCAAAGACGAGCUCGUGCAACGUUACAAUCGCAUGAAUACCAUACCACAGCAGAGUCGUCCAAUCCAAUCAAGAUUUCUUCAAAGUCGAAAUCUGAACUGCAUAGCACUUUGUGAAGUGAUCACAUCCAAGGAUCUGCAGAAGCACGGCAACAUUUGGGUGUGUCCUGUGUCGGACCACGUUUGUACUCGCUUCUUUUUUGUGUACGAGGACGGCCAAGUGGGAGAUGCCAACAUCAACACGCAGGAGCCUAAGGUGCAGAAGGAGAUCAUGCGUGUAAUCGGGACCUAG